CACUUCCUGACGUCAGGCUCCGCCCCGGGGGCGCGCACAGCCAGUCAGUCAGGAAGAGGGGAGAAGAAGAUGGCGGACAUGGACGAGCAGCUGUCUGAUGAGGAGAAGGUACGCGUAGCAGCAAAAUUCAUCAUUCAUGCUCCACCAGGAGAAUUCAAUGAAGUGUUUAAUGAUGUUCGGUUUCUUCUUAACAAUGAUAACUUACUCAGGGAAGGCGCUGCUCAUGCCUUUGCGCAGUACAACUUGGAUCAGUUCACACCAGUAAAAAUGGAUGGUUAUGAAGAUCAGGUGUUAAUAACAGAGCAUGGAGAUCUUGGUAACGGAAGGUUUUUGGAUCCAAAAAACAAAGUUUCUUACAAAUUUGAUCACUUAAGAAAGGAGGCCAGUGAUCCCAGGCCCUAUGAAGGGGAAAACGCCAUAGAGUCAUGGAGGAAUGUUGUGGACACGGCAGUGAGGUCCUAUGUCAAAGAUCAUUAUCCAAAUGGCGUUUGUACUGUUUAUGGCAAGACAAUUGAUGGGCAGCAAACAAUAAUUGCAUGUAUAGAGAGCCAUCAGUUUCAAGCCAAAAACUUUUGGAAUGGGCGCUGGAGGUCAGAAUGGAAAUUUACAAUCACACAAUCCACUACAAAGGUGGUGGGCAUUCUAAAAAUUCAGGUUCAUUAUUAUGAAGAUGGCAAUGUACAGCUAGUGAGCCAUAAAGAUAUUGAAGAGUCACUAACUGUGUCUAAUGAAAUUCAAACUGCUAAGGAGUUCAUUAAAAUUGUAGAGGAUGCUGAAAACGAGUACCAGACUGCAAUUAGUGAGAACUACCAGACUAUGUCGGACACUACUUUCAAAGCCUUACGUCGGCAGCUGCCAGUGACGCGCACCAAGAUUGACUGGAACAAGAUUCUUAGUUACAAAAUUGGAAAGGAAAUGCAAAAUGCCUAACCAGAACAUUGCAUGACUGGAUGAUUUUUAGUGUCUGUGCAUACAAAUAAACAUAGCUGCAAACGUAUUUGGAGCUGCCAACUUUCCUGGUCAGCAUGGCCUUUUGCUAUGAAAAAUAAGCAAUCGCUAUAAUUAAAGUAAUUCAGCUACAGCACAAGAUUGAUCUCAUCAGUUUUCUUUCAAUUCUUUACCAUUUUUUUUCUGGGGUAUAUUAUGUGCUGAAUUUCAUUAUUUCCCCAUUAUCCAACAUAUUUAGAAGGAAAAAUACAUUUUAAAGGUAUAGGACAAAGCUUACAAGUAAUGCGAAAAUAAGAAUUUGAACAACGAAUUGUUGAUACUAAACAUUUUAGUGGCAGUGUGGAAUAAAACUUGUUCAUCAGGCGUUACUAUACAUAGAAGGUGGUCAUUGGAAAACACGAGCCAUACAGAGUCCUCCAGUCUUUUUCUUUUCAUUAUAUGGGAAAUAAGCUUCAUAGUGCGUCUUUAUUUUGCUCCGUAAAACUAGGUUUUAAAAAAAAAAGAUAUAUAAUCUCUAAUUUCUCAUGUUUCUUUCAGAAUUUGUUAAAUCCCACAUUGCUUGAAAAUAUUAAAUGCUUUGUUCAUGUGAUAGCUAUUUCAAUUGAUCUGAAAUCCAUCUGCCCUUAACUUCCUAUUUUUUAUUAUAUCGCCACCAAUGUAUUAUAACAAGGCAAAUUGUAAUAUAUAUACAUAUAUAUAUAUAAAAAAAAUCCUGUACUCCUUAUCAUGUCUGUCAGUUUAUUUUUCUGUUCUUCACUUGAAAUGUAUUACAAUUCAAUGUGACAUUAAAAUGCAAAUUUUCUAUG
Molecule: messenger RNA, 1754 nt
Organism: Pseudophryne corroboree (corroboree frog)
Lineage: Eukaryota; Metazoa; Chordata; Amphibia; Anura; Myobatrachidae
Gene: CAPZA2
Product: capping actin protein of muscle Z-line subunit alpha 2
Exons: 10
Coding region: 70-930 (286 amino acids)
Biological process (GO): actin cytoskeleton organization; barbed-end actin filament capping
Cellular component (GO): F-actin capping protein complex; actin cortical patch
Molecular function (GO): actin filament binding
Source: RefSeq, a predicted model, not a curated record